Messenger RNA from Diutina rugosa, 1272 nucleotides. Its product is annotated as homocitrate synthase. Lineage: Eukaryota; Fungi; Ascomycota; Pichiomycetes; Serinales; Debaryomycetaceae. The record is from RefSeq and is a predicted model, not a curated record. Gene Ontology annotation, cellular component: mitochondrion. The transcript has a single exon. The coding region runs from base 1 to 1272 and encodes 423 amino acids. Gene Ontology annotation, molecular function: homocitrate synthase activity.
AUGUGCCCUCCCCCAGGCUUCACCAAGGUAAGCGAGGACUCUCACCACGAUGUGGCGCAAAACAACCCUUACGGUCCCAAUCCGGCCGAUUUCUUAUCUAAUGUGGGCCUGUUCCAGUUAAUUGAGUCGACCCUCAGAGAAGGUGAACAGUUUGCCAAUGCUCACUUCGACACAGCCACGAAGAUUGAAAUCGCUAGAGCUCUCGACGACUUUGGUGUCGACUACAUUGAGCUUACCUCGCCCGUUGCCUCGGAACAACUGAGAAAGGAUUGUGAGGCGAUCUGUAAACUCGGGUUGAAGGCGAAGAUUUUGACCCACAUCCGGUGCCACAUGGACGACGCCCGUGUCGCCGUGGAAACCGGGGUUGAUGGUGUCGACGUCGUCAUCGGUACCUCCAAGUUUUUGCGUGAACACUCUCACGGUAAGGACAUGAACUACAUUGCCCAGCUGGCGAUCGAAGUCAUUGAAUUCGUCAAGUCCAAGGGCAUCGAAAUCAGAUUCUCGUCCGAAGACUCGUUCCGGUCGGACAUUGUCGACUUGCUUAACAUCUAUCGUACUGUCGACAAAAUUGGCGUCAACCGUGUCGGUAUCGCUGAUACCGUUGGUUGUGCUAACCCUCGUCAAGUCUAUGAUCUUGUUCGCACUUUGAAGCUGGUUGUCAACUGUGACAUUGAGUGUCACUUCCAUAAUGAUACUGGCUGUGCUAUUGCCAACGCCUACACUGCUCUUGAGGCUGGCGCCAAGCUCAUUGAUGUGUCAGUGCUUGGGAUCGGUGAACGUAACGGGAUCACUCCCUUGGGUGGUUUGAUGGCCCGUAUGAUCGCCGCUGACCGUGACUACGUCCUUUCUAAGUACAAGGUGCAUAAGUUGAGAGACCUUGAAAACUUGGUUGCGAAUGCUGUUCAAGUCAACAUUCCGUUCAACAACCCUAUCACUGGGUUCUGUGCCUUCACCCACAAGGCCGGUAUCCACGCCAAGGCCAUUCUCGCCAACCCCUCGACUUACGAAAUUUUGAACCCCGCCGAUUUCGGGAUGACUCGCUAUAUUCACUUUGCUAAUCGGUUGACUGGUUGGAAUGCCAUCAAACUGAGAGUUGAUCAAUUGAACUUACAUUUGACGGACGACCAAUGCAAGGAAGUGACCGUGAAGAUCAAAAAGUUGGGUGAUAUCAGACAAUUGAACAUUGAUGAUGUUGAUUCUUUGAUCAAGGACUACCAUGCCGAAGUUAACGAGGACACCCCAUCUUCUAAGCGCCCGAAAAAUGACGAAUAA